AUGCAGUUCACAGUCCUACUAGUCUUCCAUUGCGCUCUACUCGUCGCUAUUGCCCAUUCAACGCCAACGCCUCAAGUGCGAACAGCAUGCACUGCGGAGCAACAUACUGAAAUGCCUUGUCUAUGCUGCAAAAAAGAUUGUUGGUACACUAUUGCAUCGGCAGCAACACAUGAGCUAGGUCAUAUGCCUGGCGAGGCUGGUGAACGGGAAGCUCUUGCAACCUUACGUCUUAUUCGUACAUGUAUGAUCACUGAUUGUGCAGACAUCUGUUUUGUUGGUGUUCCCUUUUAA
Molecule: messenger RNA, 291 nt
Organism: Necator americanus (New World hookworm)
Lineage: Eukaryota; Metazoa; Nematoda; Chromadorea; Rhabditida; Ancylostomatidae
Exons: 3
Coding region: 1-291 (96 amino acids)
Source: RefSeq, a predicted model, not a curated record